CGUCGGAAAAUAUUCACCUGGAUUAUCAAAACCUUGUACCACUUUGUCAAUACCCAAACUAUCUUUUAGACCAGCAACAAAAUCAAUCAAGGUCUUUGUCCACAGGUUUUUACCCUUACCAUCAAGACCAACAACACCAAAGUACCUCGAUUGUUAUUCCCCAGCAAGAUCUUGAAGACACCAGGGACCAAACUAGCACCUCCCGUUCAGAACAGAGCUGGAAACAAGAUAUAACUUCUGGUCAUAUCAAUGUCGAUGAAGACUACCACGAAGAAGAAAGACUGAAUAUCCAAAAAGUAGUAAAAGAAGGUAAUAACAUAUUGAAUCAAGAAAAUAGAGGUUGGAAACAAAAUUCUCAACAUUCUAAAGAUGGCCAGCAGAAAACAGGAGAAUUAAUCCGGAAUCCUUGGAAGAAUCAGCAAUAUGGAGAACAUCACAUACAAAAAUCCACUCUCCCAUCUUUCGAAAACCGAGAAACACAAAAUAUUUUUUCAUCAACAACAAAACCUUCUGGUAUCUAUGUCAACAUAAAUAGUACAAGAGGCCACUACAUCACAAAAACGAUUGAAAUCGUUAAGGACUACUUAAACAUCCGCAAACAAAACAGCUCUUCUCAACUAGAAACCAAGUGCAUGUUAACUUGGAAUAAGACGGGUUCCACUUCGAAAAAUUAUUCAGUGAAUGUUCAGGAUAGAUCAAUAAUUCUUAAUAAAAUACAGCCAGAACUUUGUCCUUUGCUUUUAUUCGAGAAACCUUUGACACAUGAAUUGGUUCAAGAAGUAUCUAACGAAACCUUUCCAACAUUAUUGAUUAAGAAAGAUUACAAUUCUGAUAAAUUUAAUGUUGAAAAUACUUGGGAGGGUCAUUCAAUAGUUGAAAACAAAACGAAAAGUGUUAAUAAUUCUGUAACAAUGAAGGUUAAUGCUAAAAAUAUUGAUGUUGAUAUGUUUAAUAUCAAAUAUAUACCAUGGCAUGAAGAGGAACCAGCAUUUCCAGUACAUUUUAUUCCUUCAGUUGCAUCCCUUGGACAGCAAGAUGAAUUUAUGCCUUUAAUUCCGUUGUCUGGACAGAGUCUUCGAUUGAGAGGCGGAACGAGUGCCAGAGAAGGUUACUUGGAAGUUCAAGGUAUCCAUCCUGGCUGGGGAGUUGUUUGCGACAAUCAAAGUGGAUGGACAUUGAAAGAAGGUCAUAUCGUCUGUCGUCAAUUAGGAUACACCAGAGGUGCAGAAACCGUCUGGCAAGGUCGCAACAAAAACAAAAAUAUUCCAAACUGGAUCGCAACAACGAGUGUCCAUUGUGAAGGUAACGAAACUAAAUUCCAAACUUGCAAAUUUAUCCAUGGCUCAAAGUGUAAUAUCCAACGAGAUGCCGUUGGAAUCAGCUGUCUUCCGAAUCAUCUAGCAUAUUGCAACAAAGACGAAACUCCUCACGGUGGGAAUUGCUAUCAUUUGGCUGAUCCAAAAUCUGGAUUGAAUCAUGCAGAAGCAUUGGGGUACUGCGUUAAAAGAAACUCUAGACUUGUUGAUAUUGUGAGUCAGAAUGAAAAUAAUUUCUUAUCUGAGUGGUUGACAAACGCUUAUCCAAGGGUGGAAUCGGUGAUGACAGCUGGAGUCGGAUUUACAAUGAUGGGCAAAACAUUUUGGAUCUGGGAAGAUUUAUCGAAAGCAAUGUUCAAGUUUUCAAAAUGGUGGCCAGGUUGGGAGGAAAAAAAUAAAUUACCACCAUCAACUGGAUUACGACCAACUUGUAUUAUCAUGAGAAAUAAGUACCCUUGUUAUAAUAAUCCACUUGAAAACUGUACAGCAGAAUAUUUCUUUUGGGAUCAUGAAGAUUGUGCCACCCCGAUGAAAGAGCACUCGUAUAUUUGCAAAAGACCGUACAAUAAUAUUGGCUGCAUCAGUGAUAAAGAUAAGCAAUAUAUUGGCAAAGCAAACGUCACAGAAUCAGGAAAAUCUUGUUUAUAUUGGGGUGACAAAAAUAACUCUUAUUUAUUGAGCAUUCAUGUACCAGAUUAUGAGAUCAGACAAAAAUUGAAAUCUCAUAAUUACUGUAGAAACACAAAUUCAUUGAAAGACUCAAGACCCUGGUGCUUUACUGGUCCAUCAGUUAAACGAGAAUACUGUGAUAUUCCACAAUGUAAAUUAAUCGGUACAACUCGUUCGUUAACUAAAAGAGAAUGCAGGAAAAGUGAAUUUGAGUGUAGUCCGAAAAAUUGUAUACCAGUUGAAUGGGUUUGUGACUAUGAACGAGAUUGUCCAAAUGGAAAAGAUGAAUUUUCUUGUGUGCGACAUCUCGAUGACUUCACAAAGAUACCAGGUCAUCGAUUGGUGGGAUAUGAUGUUGAAAAAUGGAUGUAUAUGCUGCCUGAUGCAUGUGCUCUGAGAUGCAAAGAAGUGAAUUUCACUUGUCGUUCUUUCUCCCAUAAAUCAGAAGACAAUACGUGUCUCUUGAGUAGUGAUAAUCUUGGUACAACUGGUGCUUUGAAAGCUGAUGCUGAUUAUACUUAUUUUGAAAUGUCAUCAAGGGCAAUUAACUGUGAUCGUAAAUUCAUUUGUGAUAAUAAAAAAUGCAUAAACCAAACAGAAGUAUGCGAUGGAAAAAAUAAUUGUGGUGAUCGAUCUGAUGAAAAUAUUUGUACAGCUGAAAACCUUGAUUAUGGAAUUCGGUUGGGUGGUUCAGAUAAUAAAUACGAAGGAAGGGUUGAAGUCAAAGAUGAAUGCAAAAUAGUUCUCCGAGCUGAUAAAAUCCCUUCAAAUGAACAUGAACGACGUUUCAAUUUACCUGUUGUUCAAGAAGUAGCUGCAAUAAUCAAUGGAAAUGAAUUUAUAAAACGUGAUAUUAUAUUACAAAAACGUAGUAACGAAUUCGUAAUCGUUCAAGAAACUCAUAAGUCAUAUGAUGCUCUACAAUAUCCACUAAUCUUUUGGCAAGGAGAAGAUGGAUAUCAUUUUGAGUUGAAGCAAAUAAACCCUAAUACUGGAUUAACUACAAAUAAAAAAGUUUCAGCAAUGGAUUUUUAUGCACAAAAAGUUAUGAUACGUAAUAAUCCAAAAAAUUAUUUAUUAUGUUAUAAGCAAUUGUUAAAUCAGUUUGUCGUUGAUAUGUAUGCGAAAAUUGAAAGUGAACUUUUACGUUAUAUUCGCUGUAAUCGAGAAACUCUUAAAGUAGAACAAUACAUUCAUUUAAAAGAUGCAUUCGAAAAUGAUGAAAAUGUAAAUAAUAUAGGGCAAACAUUUAUUUUACCAGUAAGUUUCAUGAAUAUAUACAAGACGCUCUUCGUUAUGUAAAACAUAAUGGAAAACCAUGUUUAUUUAUUACAUUUACAUGUAAUAAUCGAUGGGAUGAAAUUAAAAAUUCAUUGUUACCUCAUCAGCAACCGAGCGAUCGUCAUGACUUAAUAGCUAGAGUAUUUAAAUAUAAAUUGAGAAAAUUAAUUAAUCUGAUAACAAUACAUAAAAUUUUCGGUGAUGUUAUAUCUUGGGUUUACUCAAUAGAAUGGCAAAAAAGAGGUUUACCCCACGCUCAUAUUUUAGUAUGGUUGAAAAAUAAAAUUCAUGCAAACCAAAUUAAUGAUAUUAUUUCUGCUGAGCUACCAGAUCCAGAACAAGAUCCACUUUUACACGAAAUAAUUAAAAAAAAUAUGAUACAUGGACCAUGUGGACCAUUGAAUCCUUUUUCACCAUGUAUGAAAAACGGUAAAUGUUGAUAUAAUUAUCCCCGUGCUUUAAUUGAUGCUACAAGAUCGGAUAGAAAUGGAUAUCCUUUGUAUAGAAGAAGAAGUGUAGUAAAUGGUGGUUUUCAGACUACUAAUAAUGCUAAAAUUCAUAAUAAAUAUGAAAAAAUAAAUAUCGAUAAUCGUUGGAUUGUCCUUUACUGUCCACUUAUUUCUAAAAUAAUGGAAGCACAUGUUAAUGUCGAAUUAUGCAGCUCGGUCGUUGCGGUUAAAUAUAUAUUAAAAUAUAUACAUAAAGGUAGUGAUCAAGCAAUUUUCACCAUAGAAAAUAAAAACGAUGAAAUUGAAGAAUAUCAAUCUGGACGGUAUAUAAGUAGUAAUGAAGCAAUAUGGUGAAUUUGUGGAUUUAAAAUUCAUGAUCGAUAUCCAAAUAUCCAACAUUUGAAUGUUCACCUCGAAUAUGGACAACGCGUUAAUUUUUCAAAUGAAAAUAUAGAAACAAAAGCUCAGACAGCACCAGAAACAACAUUAACUGCUUUUUUUAAAUUAUGUCAAAUAGAUGAUUUUGCAAGAACAUUAUUAUACUAUGAAAUUCCGAAGUAUUUUACAUGGGAUAAUUCAAAAAAUGUUUAUCAAUACCUGGUAAAAAUUUGAAGCAUUGGUGCAUAAUAUCCCCUGUUCGAAAUAAUAAUAUUCAAGAUUCCGAAAUCAUACGUGUAACUACAUAUGAUAUUAAUAACUUGGGUGAAUAUAUUAAUGGCAAUAAAUUAUUAUUAAUCGACGACAAAAAAAAAGCAUAUAAAAAGAUUAUUAAAAUAAUUGAAAAUGAUAAAGGGGGACUUAUUUUUUUAGAUGCCCCAGGAGGAACAGGUAAAACAUUUUUAUUGAAUUUAAUAUUAGAAAAAAUUCGCAUUAGUGAAAAGAUAGCAUUAGCAGUGGCCUCAUCUGGUGUAGCAGCAACUUUAUUACACGGUGGACGUACUGCACAUUCAGCACUCAAAUUGCAAAUUAAUUUUAAUUUAUCUGAUGAGCCAAUUUGUAAUAUUAUAAGUAACCUUGCAACAAUGGCUUUGCGAGAUUUAAAUAACAAAAAAUUUAUAAUAGGGAAAAUUGUUGUUAUUUUGGCUGGUGAUUUUUGACAAACUCUACCAAUUAUUCCAAAAGGAACAUCAGCUGAUCAAAUAGAUGCAUGUUUAAAAAAAUCAUAUUUAUGGAAACAUGUACAAUUAAUAACAUUAACGAAAAAUAUGCGAGUAUUUCUAACGGGUGAUUCUACUUUAGCAGAAUUUUCGAAACAAUUAUUACUACUUGGAGAUGGAAAAUGGGAGAAAAAUUCUGAUGAUACCAUCACAUUCCCAUCAAAUUUUUGUAAUAUUGUAGAAUCAAUAGAUUCAUUAAUAGAAAAAGUCUUUCCUAAUAUACAUAUAAAUUAUUCUAAUACUGAAUGUUUAUGUCCACCUAAAUUAUGUAAUGGAACUCGGUUAUGUAUAAAGUCAUUGAACAAUAAUACAAUUGAAGGUAGAAUAUUGACUGGAUGUGGAAAGAAGAAGAUGUUUUUAUUCCAAGAAAUAAAUAUAUAUCAUCUUGUGAAAUAUAUACACCCAAAGAAUAUAAAUUGGAACAUUUCUUCAAUAAAUAUAUGUGCUGCUUGCGAUUGAAAUCAAGUAAAUUCAAACAUUUUAUGUCAGUCCACUUCAAUUGAUUAACUUGGUGCCAUGAUUUGCAAACUGGAAAAGCAUUUUAUAAAUUUAUUAUUAUACAUUUAAUAUAAAUAAUUUAUAAUGUCACAACUUGUUACAUUCAAGAGUUUAAAAAAAAAAAAUACCGAAUAAAAUUUGAAUAAAAACAAAAAAUAAAUUAAAACAUAUGAUAUGUAAUCAAAUGGUGGCUUUAUAUUAGCACGAAGAAAUUAUGAUGGGAAUGUAGAAUAAGAUCAGGUUCACUUGGUCUUAUGAUAGGUAAAUAAAUAAUAAUAAUAAUAGAAGAAAGAAAUUUCAAUUUUGUCAAAUAAUUUAAUUACAAAAAAAUAUAUAAAUUACUAUUGAUAUGUUCUUUGCUUUGGAGUAAAUUAAUAUGUAAGAUAUUCAAUAUUUUUGUCUCAAUAAAAAUUAUGUACGUACUUUAAUUUAUAGGUUCAUUUUUUAUUAAAAAUAUUCAUUACGCAUAUAUGUGUGUGUGACAUAUAUGUGUGUACACCUACUCUUGAAAGUGCCUAAUUAAAAACUAUUAUCAGUGAACUGUAAGCCAACCACUUAUUCUCAAGUUUGGUAUAAAAGCAAAUAGACUGCACAUUUUUUCAUCACAACUAAUAAUCAUCAAUCGCUGUUAAUUGGUUUUACUCAAUUUUGCAAAUUAAAACUAUCUCAAAAAUUAACCUAAAAAUUAGGAAACAUAAUUUUACAUUAAUCUCAUAAUAACAAUAAUAAUAAAUGGUUCGCACUGCCAUCUACUAAAAUAGUAAGAGAGAAUUAUACAAAAAAUAUUUCUUGUUGGUAAACCUGUCAUAUUAACCUAACAUGACAGACGUAAACAACACAACUUGUACUGACAUUAGCAAUAACAAUAAUAUAAACAAUAAUAUAAACAUGGAUGAUGAUCAAAUGUCAAACACAAGUGAAGGUAAAACCAAAGGCAGAC
This is a messenger RNA of Aphidius gifuensis, 6310 nucleotides long. RefSeq lists its product as uncharacterized. The coding region runs from base 633 to 3287 and encodes 884 amino acids. Gene Ontology annotation, cellular component: membrane. The transcript has 9 exons. Gene Ontology annotation, molecular function: protein binding. Lineage: Eukaryota; Metazoa; Arthropoda; Insecta; Hymenoptera; Braconidae. The record is from RefSeq and is a predicted model, not a curated record.